Messenger RNA from Charadrius vociferus (killdeer), 763 nucleotides. It is a transcript of the gene MDFIC, whose product is annotated as MyoD family inhibitor domain containing. The coding region runs from base 1 to 747 and encodes 248 amino acids. The record is from RefSeq and is a predicted model, not a curated record. The transcript has 4 exons. Lineage: Eukaryota; Metazoa; Chordata; Aves; Charadriiformes; Charadriidae.
AUGUCCCAAGUGAGAGAACCUCUUCCUCCGGGGCCUGAAGGGCCAGAGCAGGCUCCGACUGAAAGCAGCUCUUUGAUCUCUCCCCCUCGAGAAAAAACUGACCAAGAGAAUACUGCGGCAGGAAAUAAAGACGUAAAACAGCCUUCCAGUAACCAAAGUAUACAACCAGAGAUACAAGACCAGUCUGUCUGGGGAAAUCGCGCUGAUGGUGACCUCAUCAGAACACAACCUCAACGUUUGCCUCAGCCGAAUACUUCAGCACUGGAAAGGGGUGAGGAAGAAAGCGGCAAAAUCCAAAACGGCCACGCGGGUCUGAGUAAUGGAAGUGGAAUUCACAACGGGGUCAAGAACGUGCCUUCGGACAACAGAAAACUUUCGGCUCCUGUUUCAGAAAAAAUGCACAGAAAAAUUCAGUCCACCUUGUCUGUCAACAGCAACAGCAGCAAGAAGAGUAAAAUAAGCUCUGUGUUUUCUCAAAAGCCAGGUACUUCACCUGAAGAUUGCUGUGUUCACUGUAUCCUGGCUUGCUUGUUCUGUGAAUUUCUCACCCUCUGUAACAUUGUUCUGGGACAAGCAUCCUGUGGCAUCUGCACGUCGGAGGCCUGCUGCUGCUGCUGUGGGGACGAGAUGGGGGAUGACUGUAACUGCCCAUGUGAUAUGGACUGUGGCAUAAUGGACGCAUGUUGUGAAUCUUCAGAUUGCUUGGAGAUCUGCAUGGAAUGCUGUGGGAUCUGCUUCCCAUCAUGAAAUAUUUAUCCCUUUU